This is a messenger RNA of Talaromyces stipitatus ATCC 10500, 2676 nucleotides long. Its product is annotated as SET and WW domain protein. The transcript has 4 exons. Gene Ontology annotation, biological process: regulation of DNA-templated transcription. Gene Ontology annotation, molecular function: protein binding; histone H3K36 methyltransferase activity. Lineage: Eukaryota; Fungi; Ascomycota; Eurotiomycetes; Eurotiales; Trichocomaceae. Gene Ontology annotation, cellular component: chromosome; chromatin; nucleus. The record is from RefSeq and is a predicted model, not a curated record. Bases 1 to 2676 code for a protein of 891 amino acids.
AUGCCUUCCGGCGACGAUGUAAACACCAAUUCAGACUCUUCGCGAGUCGCAUUGCCAAAUGGAGGGUCGGUCGCUAUCAAGACUGAGGCUGAAGUCGAUGCGGGCGCCCUAGUAUCGCUGCACAUGGAAACUACCGACAGCGUCAAGAAUGCGCCCUCAUCUUCAUCCUCGUUAUCGCCUGCCAUUAAAUCGCCUAGUCAGAGCGACUCGCCUUUGAUGAAAGUCGAGGCAGGUAUUGAAGAGAAAAUGAGCGACCUCAAGACUAGUAGUAUCGGGGGCGACAUCACGCUCAAACAAGAGCCUGGUAAACCGCCAAAACUCGCUCGUAGCUCAUCUCAGAAGGUGAUUGCUCGUCCUCCUCAGCUAUUCAAUCAUUUACCCGACAGUGUCAAUGAGGCUCGUCAAACUUUUGAAGUCAUCGAUGACUGUAUUUACAGCAGCAAGUACAUGGGCCAUACAGAACACGCCAUGGAAUGCGACUGCUCUGAAGAGUGGGAUGGGAAAAUAAAUCACGCAUGCGGGGAAGACUCAGACUGCAUCAACCGAGCAACAAGAAUUGAAUGCUUGAAUGAUUGUAGCUGUGGCCAAGACUGCCAAAACCAGAGGUUUCAAAGGAAAGAAUACGCAAAUGUCACCGUUAUCAAGACGGCUAAAAAAGGCUUUGGUCUUCGCGCAGAGUCUGACAUACACCCUCACCAAUUCAUCUAUGAAUAUAUCGGCGAAGUCAUCAACGAGGUUAGCUUCAGACGCCGAAUGAUUCAGUAUGACAAGGAAGGUAUCAAGCACUUUUAUUUCAUGUCGUUGAAUAAAGGUGAAUUUGUCGACGCUACGAAGAAGGGCAAUUUGGCACGAUUUUGCAAUCAUUCCUGUAACCCAAACUGCUACGUCGAUAAAUGGGUGGUGGGCGAGAAGCUACGUAUGGGAAUCUUCGCUGAGCGCUACAUCCAGGCCGGGGAGGAACUUGUUUUCAAUUACAACGUUGAUCGAUACGGCGCAGACCCUCAGCCCUGCUAUUGUGGUGAACCGAAUUGUACUGGAUUCAUCGGUGGCAAGACACAGACGGAACGAGCAACGAAGCUGUCCAACGCCACCAUCGAAGCACUGGGCAUCGAAGACUCCGACGAUUGGGAUAUUGCAGUUGCCAAGAAGCCCCGCAAGAAGAAGACGGAAGAGCCUGACGAGGAAUAUGUUGAAAGUGUACAGCCCAAGUCUUUGGAUGAGAAUGGUGUUACAAAGGUUAUGGCGGCUCUGAUGCAGUGUACUGAGAAAUGGAUUGCGGUCAAGCUUUUGAGUCGUAUCCAGCGGUGUGACGAUGAACGGGCUCUCAACCGUGUCGUGAAGAUGCAUGGCUAUCGGAUUCUUAACUCUCAGCUCAGCAUGUGGAAGGAUGACAUCAAUGUGGUACUUCAAUUGCUUGACGUGUUGUCGAAACUUCCAGCCCUCACUCGAAACAAAAUCAUCGACUCUGGGAUUGAGUCUACGGUCCAACCAUUGACUACGUCCGAGGAUGAUCGUGUUGGAAAACAGGCCUCUUCACUGUUGGAAGUUUGGUCGAAUCUGGAAGUCGGGUACCGCAUUCCUCGUAUGAAACGUGAUCCCACGGCGUCCACCCCACAAGUAGUCAGCCAAUUUGAGCGACGUGAAACGACAGGAAAUGAUAAUCGCAAUCGAUCCAAGUCCCGAUCACGGUCAAGAUCAAAGUCUAUCGAACCUCCCCGUGGACCUGCUGCACAGAGCAGAGGGGGAUUCAGCGGUCGACCUGUUCCACAUAAUCGCGGACCUCGAUUUCCACGACCACCAACACUGCCGCAAGGCUGGUUUGAGAGGUCUGACGUGGAUGGGAGAUCCAUUUACUACACGGCUAAUGGCCACACACAGUAUGAGAAGCCUACUCAACCAGCCUCGGAGAUCCCUGCAGUGGCUUCCCUGAAACGGAAACAUUUCCAAGAUAUUAUCGACACAAUCAUGGAAUCUCGCAUGGAAACGCCGCGUGACCGCACCAGCACUCCUGGGACACCUCAGCCACAAAAGGCAGACCAAAAGAAGGAAUCGUGGAGAUCUUAUCCUGAAGAGAAGCAGAAGAAGAUAUACGAGAAUACGAUACAUCCUUAUGUCAAAUAUGUGGUGGACAAGUUCAAGAAGAAACUGCCCAAAGAAGAUUUGAAGAGAUAUGCAAAAGAGGUCGCCACGAAGUUAGUCGAUUCGGACUUCAAACACGGUAGAGUCGAGGAUAUUCUCCAAAUCUCCGAAAAGCAACAGCAAAAAAUCAAGAAGUAUUGCAAGGAAUAUUUCGAGAAAGCAGUAGCGAAACACAAAGCGCACGAGAAGAAGAAAGCAGAAGGAAACGGCCAUGACGACAGCAAGUCGAAAGAUAAGGAUCUCCGCGAUCAAUCGGCGUCGCAAACACCUCAGGCUCGAGGAGACUCGGGGUCCCCAAACGAGCCGAACGGCAGAUUGAAUGUAUCUGAAGAUGACGGCGACGAGCCAACAACUAAACGAAAAAGAGACGUCGACGAUGAACCAGAGAUUGAGAACGGGCAUGCAUCGCCUAUGAAACGGCAGAAAUCAACACCACCGCCACCGUCUCAACAGCAUCAUCCUCGUGAUGGUCUUGACGAUGAAUUACAACGGUCUGGUCUCUCAGCAUCGCAUCAAAGCAUUGGGGUUGUACAAUAG